Molecule: messenger RNA, 5822 nt
Organism: Lutra lutra (Eurasian river otter)
Lineage: Eukaryota; Metazoa; Chordata; Mammalia; Carnivora; Mustelidae
Gene: NOM1
Product: nucleolar protein with MIF4G domain 1
Exons: 11
Coding region: 118-2706 (862 amino acids)
Biological process (GO): ribosomal small subunit biogenesis
Cellular component (GO): nucleolus
Molecular function (GO): RNA binding; protein binding
Source: RefSeq, a predicted model, not a curated record
GGUUCCCUGCGCUGCCGCCCUCCCGCCAGCAGGGGGCGCCGGUCUGCCCCGCACAGCGCCCGCUCGGUCCGGAAGUCCCGCCCCGACCGGAAGUCGGCGUAGGAGCAGUCGGGGAAAAUGGCGGUGUCCGCGAGCGGUGGAGCGGCGCGCCGGCUCGGCCGCCGGGGGCGGGAACCCCACAGGCAGCACCGGCGCGGGGUACGCCGCGGGCCGGGGGAUGGCACCGAGGGGGCCCUGAAGCGGCUAAAGCUCGCGGUGGAGGAGUUCGUGCAGGCGAGCUCCGAGGGUGAGAUCCCCGGCGGCGCCGCGGGGCCCCCGACGGGCGGGCGCGUGCGGCCGGGCGGGAGGAAAAGCCGCAGGGAGCUGAGGAAGGAGAAGCGGCACCUGAGGAAGGCGCGCAGGCUGCGGAGGACUGCGGGGCUCGCGCAGGGCCCGCGUGCGGGCGGCGGCGGCGGAGCCGGGGGAAAGAGCGGCUCCCGGGCGGCGGGGGCGGGCGGUCGGCCGUCUCCUUGUCGGGCCCCGCCGCCGCCGCCGCCGGAGGGGCUGCGACCUCCCCAGGCCAAGGGCGCCCGGGCCCGCCCCGAGCCCAGAGGUCCCCCCGGGACCCCUAGGCCCUCUGCAGCCGCCGCUGCCGCUCGAAAACGGGCACUUUUGGCGGCCAACGAGGAGGAGGACCGGGAGAUCCGGAAGCUGGAGCGGCGCCUCGGCUUGAACAAGCGCAAGAGGAAGGGCGGCGGGAGCUCCGUGCCGCUCAGCUUCGCCCGGGAUGGGCUCGACUACCUCCUGGGGGCCCUGGAGCCCGGACACAACGGCGGCUGGUGCGAAGGCGGCCGUGCGGAGGACGAGGACGAGGAGGAGGACGCUGGACAGACGCUGCCCGACAGCGGCACCGACAGCGGCACCGAGGGCGAAGGGCCGCACGAGGGUGAGGAAGAAGAGGGCCGGCCGGGAGCAGAAACCGGAGCAGAGACCGAGGAAGCGGACGUGGACGACGACGGGCAACAAGGCCCGCAAGGGCGAGCCGCGGGCGGAAGGAGCGAAAGGAGAGUCCGUUUCGCCGACGGAAGGAGGGAGCCUGUCCCGGAGGACUCGGACGCAGCGGACCAGCAGAGUCUCUGUGAAGACGAGGGCAAGUACAUCCCCCCUCACGUGAGGCAAGCUGAGGAAACAGCGAGUGGCCGGAAGAAGGAGAGCCUGGAGAGGCUCCAGAAACACGUCAAAGGUCUGAUCAACAGGUUGAGCGAGCCGAGCGUGGCCUCCAUCAGCGGGCAGCUGGAGGAGCUAUACAUGGCCCACAGCAGGAAGGACAUGAACGACACCCUGACAGGUGUCCUCCUGAGCGCCUGCGCGCCCGACGCCGCCAUGCCCAGCCGGCUGGUGAUGGAGCCUGUGCUGGUGCUCAGCACCCUUCACCACACGGUCGGGGUCGAGGUCGGUGCUCACUUUCUGGAGGCUGUGGUGAAGAGGUUUGACGCCGUCUAUAAGAACGGAGGCGAAGGGAAGGAGUGCGAGAACCUGCUCACCAUCAUCGCGCAUUUGUAUAACUUCCACGUGGUGCACGCUUGCCUGGUUUUUGACAUUUUGAAGAAGCUUAUUGGGACUUUCACAGAAAAAGAUAUUGAACUGACCCUGUUAAUGCUGAAAACCGUGGGCUUCUCGUUGCGAAAAGAUGAUGCUCUGUCACUCAAGGAACUGAUCGUGGAGGCCCAGGCCAAAGCCAGCGCGGCCAGCGGCAAGUUCCAGGACCAGACCAGGGUUCGGUUUAUGCUGGAGACCAUGUUGGCGCUGAAGAACAAUGACAUGCGGAAGAUCCCGGGCUAUGACCCUGAGCCUGUGGAGAAGCUCAGGAAGUUACAGAGAGCGUUGGUGCGCAGCGCCGGCUCGGGCACCGAAACUCAGCUCCGCAUCUCCUGGGACGGCAUCCUGAACGCCGAGCAGACCGGCCGCUGGUGGAUCGUGGGGUCCGCGUGGACUGGGGCCCCUAUGAUUGACAACAGUCAGCAGAAGGUCUCAGAGAAGCCGCCCUCGGGGACGGUUAGUGGGAAGAUACUAGAACUCGCCCGAAAGCAGAGAAUGAACACUGAUGUCAGAAGGAACAUAUUCUGUACAAUAAUGACAAGUGAAGAUUUCUUGGAUGCGUUUGAGAAGCUUCUGAAGCUGCGGCUGAAGGACCAGCAGGAGCGGGAGAUCGUUCACGUUCUCGUGGAUUGCUGCCUUCAAGAGAAAACCUACAACCCUUUCUACGCAUUCCUGGCUGGCAAGUUCUGUGAAUACCAGAGAAGGUUCCAGAUGACUUUCCAGUUCAGCAUAUGGGAUAAAUUUCGGGACUUGGAAAAUUUGCCAGCCACUAAUUUCUCUAAUUUGGUUCACCUGGUAGCCCACUUGUUGAAGACGAAAUCACUUCCGCUUUCUAUUUUAAAGGUAGUUGAAUUCGGCGAACUGGAUAAACCCAGAGUCCACUUUUUACGAAAAGUAUUAUAUAUUGUGUUAAUGGAAACAGAAGUUGAAGACCUUGGUUCAAUUUUUUCAAGAGUGAGCGACAGCCCGAAGCUGGGCCUGCUGAGAGAAGGUCUGAAGCUCUUCAUCGGCCACUUCCUGCUGAGGGGCGCGCCGGCAAGCACGAGCACGGAGGCAGCCAGCCGGCUGAGGGCGAGGGCCGACCUCUCCACCAAGGCUCUGCAGGGCAAGGCUUCCCUGAUGAUGUAAUCCCGAAGCGGAGCGGAGCGGUGUGGUGUGCUCGUUUCUCUGAAAACGCCCUUUUUAAACCCAGAAGGCUCGUUACGCUGCUGGCCGUGUGUGCAGGUGGCAGGGCUCUGCCACGGGCUGCUGUGCUUGAGAUCUACGUUUCCGGUAAUUUUUAAAUUCAAGGUCAUACUGUGUUUCUGUUUUAAACAUUCUCAUGUAUCUGUUUCCAGAGUGGGGAGGGCAGAAGGCAGGGAGGGCAGGACAGGCGGCCACGGGCACGUCCUCCAGUAGAGACAGGGCGGGGUGCGUGUGAUCAUGUGUGUGGUGGCCUUUUUUUUUUUUUUUAAAGAUUUUAUUUAUUUGACAGAGAUCACAAGUAGGCAGAGAGGCAGGCAGGGAGAGAAGAGGAAGCAGGCUCCCUGCUGAGCAGAGAGACUGAUGCGGGGCUCGAUCCCAGAAUCCUGGGAUCGUGACCUGAGCCGAAGGCAGAGGCUUUAACCCACUGAGCCACCCCGGAGCCCCUGUGUUGGCCUUAUUUUUAAUAAAUGGUCCGCUAGGUGGUGCAGCGAUAAAGAAAUGGAUGGGUCUUUAUCUUUUUGAUGGACUGAUUUAAAGUCCAAAAACCAUUAGUUAAAUGUGCUAGCUGAUACCUCAUGGAUUAUUUUACUGUUGGGAACGCAAUCGUGUGGGGAGGGUGAGCUGUUGCCUGAAGCCUUGUGGACACCUGUCCCACGCAGUGCAGAUGGGAGCUUCCUGCCGGCACUCGGCUGCGGUUCCCACGUGCAGGGGCGCGUCCCGUGUGUGUCUGUCCCAUGUGUGUCUGUCCUAUACACGCCACGCUUUACUCGACAACACGGAUGGCACCAGAGAGCUGUCAGACGCUGGAUGGGUGGGGUCUCUGGGCGAAGUCCUGGGAGGAGUAAGUGACUGGGACAGCACUGCCGCCUGGGAACCGUGAACGCUCAUCUAGUGACAGACGCGCCCCACGAGUACAGUCGGCUCUGGCUGAGUCUGUGCAAAGUCAGUCGUGACCGACAAAUGUCUGUCCUUCUCCAGCUCUUAGAAUUGGCUUCUCUGUCUUAAAUGCUGCGAACUUAAGUGUCCCCUGAGGUUAUUGAAAAGUUACCAGCAUGUGUGCACGGAAUAGUCUCUUCUGGGGCAUCGACACCUGCCCAGCGCCAGUGGCGCGCUGUCCCGCAGGGGGCUCCCCUGGCCCGAGGGAGGCCUCUCCUGUGGAAACCCCCUUUGUCGCAGGCGUUCAGACACUGUCUGUACGUGAGCCGACAGCAGCGUGUGUUUGGAAAUGACCACGUGACAUUGGCAGCGUCUCCGUGUAUGUCCCUAAACGAACGGUUUAAGUCUUGAACGGAUAAGGAGCACGAACAGCGGCCUGCUGGCCUCUCCCCGCUCGCUGGCCCCGCCGCCGGCCGCCCGGCACGGCAUCUCCCAGCUGCUCCUGAGCCACGUCCGCAGGGAACAGAGCGCACCGGCGGGGAACCUGCGCUUUCUCUGCGGGCCGGAGUCAGGCGGUGAGCUGGCGGGGCUGAGCAGGUGCCCCCCUCCACUGGGGCUCAGCACAGCCGCCUGCGUACCGGGGUCGGGCUCGGAAGAAAAGUGCGUCAUUCGAGCGAGACCGCGGGCUUACCGAUUCUGUCGACCUGCGCUCAGCGCAGGCUCCUGCUUCCUCGACGACCCGCAGACCUGCCCGCAGGCCAUUGACGGCGGGGGCAGCCGCUAAGACUGAGAAGAACGGUCCCCGGGCCCUGACCCGGCCCUCACCUAGUGGGGGUGCGGCUGCGCGGCUGACUUUUUGCGGAGGAUAAACUUGUGUCCACGGAACCCUCUUUUUAUAUUGUCUUUGUCACCAAAGCAGUAGAACUGUCUCUUUGCCGUGGGAUGAAUUGGUGACUUCAUUCCUGACGCCCACGUCUGGCAUGUAUUAGAUGGCCGGCCGGCCGUUAAUUUCUCCUUUUUCAGCGUAAAAGCCCUUUAUAGCAGCAAACUGUCACGGGUUAUCACAUGUUAGUAUGCUGUCAGUAAGUAAGUGUAUCUUGACCAAAAGCUACUCUGAACUCAGAUUUGCUUGUAAACAUACGGGUUUUCAAAAUGUGUUACGGUGGGGCGCCGGGUGGCUCCGUGAAGCAGCUGCCUCUGGCUCAGGUCAUGCACGAAGUCCCGGGUCCUGGGUCAGGCUCCGUGCUCAGCAGGAAGUCCGCUUCUCCCUCUCCCUCAGCCGCUGCUUGUACUCUGUCUCUGACAAAUAAAAUCUUAAAAAAAGAUAAAGUAAAACUUAACCCUGAAGUAUCAUAGUUUAUUAUAUCCCAUGUACAAUAAAGUGUAUCUUAAAAAAGUAAGAUGUAUUACAGUAACACUCUGCAUCUGGAAAACACUGUGCGGGUGCUGGGUAUACAUGGAAUUUGGGGGCUUCUUGUGGUGCAGGUUGAGAACCGCUAUUGUAUUGACAGAAUUUGUGAAAAGACCUUGUCUUUUAGGGGACUUCGUCUUCUUUUCCCUUUAAGUAAUCUCUGCAUCCAGCCUGGGGCUUGGACCCUGAGAUCAGGAGUCAAAUGUUCUACCGACUGAGACAGCCGGGAGUCCCUAGCGGAUUUCAUCUCUAAAACAGAAUAAGGAACAAACUUUUUAAUGUAUUAAAAUGUAUAAAUAAAUUAAUUUUUUAUAUUUUACUUAGAGUGCCAGUGAAGGUUUACUUUGAAAUAACAGGUUUGCUGGUUGCACACCUUAUCUUUCCAGUUUAGGGAAAUCUGCCUAGCCUGUGGCUUGGGCUACACCUAAACGGUACAGUCCCCCCCUCACCCCUCCCCUCCCGCUUUGCCCAAAGACCCAGAUAAAGCAAAGGAGGCAAAAUGUUAACCAGUAGUGGAUCUGGGUGAAGUUUAUACAAAGUAUAUUCUUAACAACUUCUCUGUAAGUCUUAAAUUAUUUUAAAAUAAGAAUUUUUAUAAGACAUUCAUAAUGCAGAACUCAUCCUUCAGAGUUUUAAAAUACUCUAAUGCUGCCUUUUACGAAGAUGGCGCCGAAAGCUAAGAAGGAAGCCCCUGCCCCUCCCAAAGCCGAAGCCAAAGCAAAGGCUUUGAAGGCCAAGAAAGCGGUGCUGAAAGGCGUCCACAGUCACAAAA